AUGGGUCUGUCCCAUGUUGGAGAUCCCAGCUUCGAAUUCACCAACACCAGCAGCCACAAUCAGGACAGCACAGUCAGCCUGAGACGCGCCUGUAACCAUGUCUUUGAUAAAGUCUCUGUGUCCUGGAGCAUCAGUGAUGGUCACACCCAUCUCCGCAGCCUCCUUCUCAAAUUUUUCAGCGUUUCUUUGGUCGAUGCCACCACACUUGUGGAUCAGAUGUCCGUCCUCUCCUUUCCCACGUUGGCUUUGACUUGUGGCGGGUUUUCACCACACCUGUGCUCUCACGGCAAACCCUACAGCCAGAAGAGAUAUGAAGAAAUUGUUAAGGAAGUCAGCACCUACAUGAAAAAGAUUGGCUUCAACCCUGACACAAUAGCUGUCCUGCCGAUUUCUGGCUGGAAUGGUGACGACGUGCUGGAGCCAAGUGCUCACAUGCCUUGGUUCCAGGGAUGGAAGUUCACCCGCAAAGAUGGCAAUGCCAGUGGGCCCACCCUGCUUGAAGCUCUGGGUUGCAUCCUGCCCCCCACUCGCCCAAAUGACAAGACUUUGUGGCUACCCCUCCAGGAUGUCUGUAAAAUUGGUAGCAUCGGUACCGUCCCUGUGGGCAGAGUGGAGACUGGCGUUCUCAAGCCUGGCAUGGUGGUCACCUUCACACAAGUCAGUGUCACCACUGAAGUCAAGUCUGUUGAAAUGCACCAAGAGGCUCUGAGUGAAGCUCUUCCUGGUGACAAUGUGGGCUUCAACGUCCGGAACAUGUCUGCCCAAGAUGUUCAUCGUGGCAGUGUUGCUGGUGACGGCACAAAUGACCCAGCAAUGGAAGCAGCUGGUUUCACUGCUCAGGUGAUUCUCCUGCACCGUCUGGGCCAGAUCAGGCUCAGCUGUGCCCCUGCCCUGGAUUGCCACACAGCUCACAUCGCUUGCAAGUUUGCUGAACUGAAAGAGAAGAUUGAUGGCCCUUCUGGUGAGAAGCUGGAAGACGGCCCCACAUUCUUGAAAUUUGGUGAUGCUGCCAUCGCUGACAGGGUUUCAGGCAAGCCCGUGUGUAUCGAGAGCUUCUCUGACUAUCCUCCUCUGGCUCGCUUUGCUGUUCGCGAUAUGAGGCAGAGAGUUGUUGGCGUCAUCAAAGCAGUGGACAAGAAGGCUGCUGGAGCUGGCAAGGUCACCAAGUCUGCCCAGAACCCUAACACCGCCACCCCAGUCUUAAUCAGUGGUGGAAGACCGGGGCCUCCCUUGGGAGGAGUUACUUCCUGUGUGGGCGUAGUAGUGAUCCGAGAGCUGCUGCUGGCCGACGUGAGGACAAGCCAUCGGGUUUGCUGUCUCCUCCUGGGUCUUCCUCCUUGA
Messenger RNA from Fukomys damarensis (Damara mole-rat), 1341 nucleotides. Its product is annotated as elongation factor 1-alpha 1-like. The record is from RefSeq and is a predicted model, not a curated record. Lineage: Eukaryota; Metazoa; Chordata; Mammalia; Rodentia; Bathyergidae. Gene Ontology annotation, molecular function: GTP binding.